CGUCUGCGAGGCAGCGCUAGCGGACAGCGUUCAGUCGCGCUGCGGCCGUCGGUGGAGAUGGAGGUCCUGCUGAAGUUGUUGCUGCCGCCGCUGCUGGUCGCCGCGCUGGUCCACGCCGAUGUCUAUCGAAUGUGUGUGGUGGAAGGACCUGGCGGCGAUACAAGAGCAAAGAAAUACUGUCAGCUUCUUGAAGACGGCCAGAGCAAAGCAAAGUGUGUGCUUGGUAACAGCAGAAUGGAUUGUUUAAGAUUAGUGUCAGAAAACAGAGCUGACUUCACUGUCCUGGAUGCUGAGACCAUUCAAGCAGCAAUUAACUCAAAAAUUAGAGAUAUAGGUGUCACAAAUGAGCUGCGAUACUUUCGAAAACAUGAUUAUGAAUAUGAAAUAGUUGCUGUGGUCAGGAAUAGUGCAAAUAUCACAAAUUUUUCACAGCUUCGGGGUUCAAAGUUAUGUCAUCCGGGUUAUGGUUUGAAAACCGACUGGAAUGAUGUGAUAUCAAAAUUUUUUGAGUCUCGUGUUGUGCCACAGUCAUGUGAAUCAAAUCUGACGCUAAAUGAAAAUUACAUAAAAUCAUCUUCACAAUUCUUUGGAGCUGCAUGCAAAGCUGGUCCUUGGGCACCAGACUUCAGACUGGAUUCUGAAUUAAAAUCAAAAUAUCCCAAUCUUUGUCUCUUAUGUGACAACCCCAAGGACUGUUCAACUUUGGAUAAAUAUUGGGGUCGCACAGGACCGCUAUACUGUUUAACUGAUGGUUAUGGUGAUGUAGCUUGGGCACGAUUAGAUGAUUUGGAAACACACUUUGGUAUAGCACCAGAGUCUGAGGCUGUUGCCCCUCCUGAGGAUUACAGCCUUUUGUGUAUUGACGAGUCCCUUGUACCUGUCACCAAGCCGAAGCCAUGUUCAUGGAUUGCAAAGCCAUGGCCAGCUAUAGUUGCAAGAAGCCAGGUGGCAGCUCGUGUUCAGCGGAUGAUAACUGAAGUAGCACAAGCAGACCCUACUGUACAUUGGAUAUGGGCCAUACAUCAUUUGCUGAAUGUUGUACAGCAGACUCCUGUGCAGCUUCCAGCUGUCAUGUCACCAGAAGGAUAUCUCAGACAAGCUCCUGGAUUUGAAAGUGCUAAUACUAUGACACAUUGUGAUCCACUCCGGGUUAUACGAAUCUGCACAAAAUCAGACAAAGAAUAUUCAAAAUGUAGCUGGCUAAAACAAGCUGCUAAAGCAUAUGGAAUUGAACCUGACAUUGAUUGUACAGAAAAAAGUUCAACUGAGGAUUGCAUGAAAGCUGUUCAUCAGAAAACUUCUGAAGUGGUUGUUAUUGGACCAGAACUACUUACUACAGCUGCGAAGAAGUAUGGAUUAAAACCACUAAUUUUUGAGUACACAGACAGUCUUGUGGACUUGUACAGGAUGGCUGCAGUAGUACGAAGAGAUUCCAAAAUCAAAAACAUGACCAUGUUAAAAGGAAAGAAAGCAUGUUUCACAAAAUUUGAUGGUGUUGGAUGGAAUUCGGCAUUAAUAACCCUGUUAAGGAAAGGCAACCUCCCUGCUGCUUGUCCUUUCUCUAGAGCAGUUGGAAUGUUCUUUUCUGACAUAUGUGUCAGUGGAGUAAAUACUUCUGAAGUGGCUUUCAAAUCAUUGUGCCCCUCAGAGAGAGAGAAGAAAAUGUUUGAUGGAGAGACUGGUGCUUUCCAUUGUUUGGCUUCUCAGAAAGGUGAUGUUGCUUUCGUAACAAUUGACACAGUCAUGAGAAAUACAGAUGGUGCCAACACAGAACCAUGGGCAGUAAAUCUGAAAUCAAAGGAUUUCCAAACAUUGUGUGUUCAAAAUGAAACUAAUAACUCUGACAAUGACAACUGCUACAUCAGUUGGUCAUCACGUGGACAAGUGAUGGUAGAUAGCAGUAUUUCAGACAUGAGAGCAGUAGAGAUAUAUUCAGCAUUUUUAAAGAUGAGCAAUUUAUUUGGAAAACACUAUAAAACACCAGUAUCAAUAUUUCAGUUAUUUGGAAAAUAUGAUGGCCAACAGGAUUUAUUAUUCCAUGAUUCCACAGAAAGAUUUGAAGACUACACCACAUUACAAGAAGAAAGCAAUUUCAAAUUAAAUUAUGAAAACCUACUGACAGAAAUGAAACAGUGUCAAAGUAUAGCUGUAUGGAAGCAAGGAUGUGUUUGGUUUGUGCUAAUUGCACUUACCAUGACCUUCUUGUAUUAGCAUUUGAGACCAGUUUGUCUGAAGUGUCAAACAUUAAUUUAGCCAUAUAUUGGUGGGUGAGCUACAUGGCUGCAGAUUAAAUUACUUGAUGAAAUACAGCAACCAGCAACUUUUUAUGUAGCUUUAUUUAACCAAAGAUACAUUUUGGGCUUUUGCCCCUCUUAAAUUUGAAAUGCAAUCAACAAAAAAGCUGUUUUGAUGAAGAGAUGAAUGUAUUAUACCAACCAAAGGAGGGUAUAGCCUGAAAUGUCUUGGCACAAAUACAGCCAUAUAAAAUGAUGCCAGAUACUGUAUAUAUUCAAGUAGCUGAUGUAUGAAGUACAUAAUGGACCCUCCACUUUAGAUUUUGUGCAUGAGACAAACAUCUUGUACAUGGAAUAACUGUACUGACUGAUAGUACAUAUGGUGUAAUAAAUAUGAAAUCUAGCAUAUCACACUAUUUAUGGAGAAUUACUACACAGAAGUGUGCAAGGUUUUAUUUCAUAUGUCUGAAGGAACUGGUAAUCAGGCUUGUGAAUCUGUGCCAUAUUGGCAUACUUGUUGUGACACAAAUGGCCUUCUUAGUAGUGUGAACAAUUUGUUGUGCCUUAUGAGAGUGUAUGUUUGGUGAUACAUUGAAACUAAAAAAUGGAAUUAGGCUUCAUUUUGCCUAUGCCAUUUAAUGAUGUUCUAAGUGUGUGUGUGUGUGUGUGUGUGUGUGUGUGUG
Molecule: messenger RNA, 2917 nt
Organism: Schistocerca cancellata (South American locust)
Lineage: Eukaryota; Metazoa; Arthropoda; Insecta; Orthoptera; Acrididae
Product: transferrin
Exons: 15
Coding region: 58-2211 (717 amino acids)
Biological process (GO): iron ion transport
Cellular component (GO): early endosome; recycling endosome; plasma membrane
Source: RefSeq, a predicted model, not a curated record